ACAGAUCACCCACCAAUUACCCACUGUCUGCAGAAGCCGCCUCAUAAACUGAGUUUCCCUCAAACUCUCACACACUCUCACACCAAUAGAGAGAGAGAGAAGAGUAGUAACUUUUCUUGGCAUAGAGAGAAAGAGAAAGAGAAAGAGAAAGAGAGAGAGAUGGAGAAAGGGGACAAAAGGGUUCAGCUUUUUGAGGGUGAAAGUGAGAUCUUUUAAGCGCACAUCCAUUUAGCAAAGAGGCAGAGUCUUAAACCACCAAGUGUGAAAAGAGAGAGAGAGAGAAAGAAAAACACACAGAGAAACACAAGGAAGAAAAAAAAGAAAGAAAGAAAAGAAAAAAAGACUUAAUGUGCACGCCAUUUAUGGUGAGAAAGAAAGAUAGAGAGAAGAAAAUGAAGUUCCAAAGCUAACAACAACACAACCUCUCCAAAUUAGGGCUUUUAUUCUCUCACUCUUUCACUUCACUUCACUCUCCAAACUCGCACAGUGUUUGAGACAUGUUGGACUACGAAUGGGGAAACCCGUCUUCAAUAAUGCUAACCGGAAACGAGGAGACCGCCGCCGGGGCUUCCGACCAGACGCACCGUCAAAUCUUCGACCACUACGCGUCGCACUCGCUCAUCCCCGACCACUUUCUGCACGCGCCAACUCACUCCGCCGUCACCACCGCCGCGGCCGCCACCGUCGAGUUCACCAACCACCACCACCACUUCAACCCGCAGUCGCACCACCACCAAGUCAACAACCACCACCACCACCACCCGUUCUUCGACCCACGCGCCUUCCACGGCACGUCCUCCGCCUCCUACCCCCCACCCCCUUCCAUGCUCUCGCUUGACCCGCUGCCCCACGUCAACGCCGCCAACUGCGGCCCUGGGCCCGGCCCCGGCCCGGGCGGACUCCUCCUCGUUCCCAAGUCCGAGGACGUGGGCCGGCCCAUGGACUUUGUCGGCUCACGAAUUGGCCUGAAUCUCGGUGGCCGGACGUAUUUCUCCUCCUCCGAGGACGAUUUCGUGAGCCGUCUCUACCGUCGGUCCCGGCCGGCGGAAUCCGGUUCGGCGGCUUCCUCCAACUCCCCGCGCUGCCAGGCCGAGGGAUGCAAUGCUGAUCUGUCUCAGGCCAAGCACUACCACCGCCGCCACAAGGUGUGCGAGUUCCACUCCAAAGCCGCCACCGUCAUCGCCGCCGGGUUGACUCAGCGAUUCUGCCAGCAAUGCAGCAGGUUGUGGUGGUGGCGCUUGUCUCUUCCCUCACCGUCGGAAAAUUAACAUCAAUCAUUGAUAUUGAGUUCGCCUCUCCCAGGGGCACUUCCGUCUUUUCGCUACCCCUCGCGUAGCAAUUUUAUUUCACUUUGCAACACAACACACCGAACCAACCACGGCUUUAACUUAGUUCAAAUUAAAUUUUCAUUAUUUAA
Messenger RNA from Vigna unguiculata (cowpea), 1417 nucleotides. Its product is annotated as squamosa promoter-binding-like protein 8 pseudogene. NCBI's taxonomy places the organism in Eukaryota, Viridiplantae, Streptophyta, Magnoliopsida, Fabales, Fabaceae. The record is from RefSeq and is a predicted model, not a curated record.